Molecule: messenger RNA, 2202 nt
Organism: Bacidia gigantensis
Lineage: Eukaryota; Fungi; Ascomycota; Lecanoromycetes; Lecanorales; Ramalinaceae
Exons: 3
Coding region: 1-2202 (733 amino acids)
Biological process (GO): protein ubiquitination; SCF complex assembly
Cellular component (GO): nucleus
Source: RefSeq, a predicted model, not a curated record
AUGCGUAUCGAGGCGCUCCAACUUCUCGGCGCCAUAUGUGAUUCGCAUUCUUCCAAUAUAUUGGCCUCAUAUCUUGACAGAAUCGUCUCUGCAGCAGUCAGCGCAGUCAAAGACAGCAAUUACAAAGUAUCUGGCGCUGCGUUGCAAACUUUGGAGGGUGUUGUAAAAGCCAUGACUCCUCCACGUACAGCAGGUACCGAGAAACAGCGGAUUGACUACCUCAGCAAAGUCUAUGAGGUGGUCUCGGUGAAGGCUACGUCUCUCGAUGUAGAUCUUGAAGCGAGGCGCAAGGCGAUACAUGCUCUUAGUGUUGUAUUAGCCCGUACUUCUGGCACAAACAACACGAAGCUCUUAGCUGCCGACAAACGAUCAAAUGCGCUUGACAUUCUACAUGAUCGCCUUAACAACGAAACGACACGUCUCUCCGCGGUGAAAGCUAUUGAAAUUGUGGCCGUAUCAGCCACAGACAAGAAUGACUUGCCGCCUUCUUGGAUUGAGUCUGUCUCGCUUGAGUUGGGAGCUCAACUGCGAAAGGCUGACCGCGAUUUGCGCGGUGCAAGUCUUGCUGCUCUACGAAGCCUCACCCAUAACCCAAGGGCAUUGAGCAAGUUAGACGAGUCAACGGUGCAGAGCCUAGCCACUCUGUUGCUACCCUUGGUAAGCGCCGGCGACUUCAAUCUGCUCGCCGUGGCGCUGUCAAUUUUGAGCCGAUUGGUUAAGUCCAGCCAUCAGACGGUCACCAAUGCGAGUCUCAAUAAAGCUCUCUGCGAUGUGAUCAUCUCGAACCCAGGAGGAAGAGCUUUCGAAGCGCUGCUAACAAUAGUUCAGGACAUUGGUGAGCAAGGCGUAGGUCAGCCACUCAUGCAUCAAUUGCUCCAAGAAAUUGGAGUAUCGGGAGAUCCAACGAUCGUUGGAAAAGUUAUCGGAACUCUUUUCGUCUCGGGCAGCGAUACUGUUGGUGUAACUCUAAAACAAUUCGAAAGCGAGCUACGAAACUCUAAGGACUAUGCUCGACAAUGCCUAGCCCUUUCCAUUCUCGGAGAAGUUGGCUCUCGAAUGGGGCCGUCUUUUCCUCUGCAAUCAGAUAUAUUCACUGAUCGGUUCAGCUCAAAGUCAGAUACGGUAAGGCGAACCGCUGCUAUAGCCCUUGGCCGUGCUGGUAGCGGUAAUAUAAAGGCAUGUCUUCCGACUAUUCUUUCCUAUACCAACAAGACAGGCCAAUUGCAAUACCUAUCGCUGUAUUCCAUCAAAGAGGUCCUUCAAAACGCCGGCAGCUCGAGAUCCGAUGUUUCUCCUUAUACAAAAAAGAUCUGGGAUAAUCUCCAUGCCGCAUCUCAGCUCGAGGACAACAAGACCCUAGGUGCCGAAUGCAUUGGUCGCAUCACGGCUAUUCAGCCUGGAACUUUUCUUCCCCUGCUUCAGGGCUAUCUGAAGGAGAAAAUCCCCACAGUGCGAAGUAUGGCCAUACAAGCUGUCCGUUUUACUUUUGCGGACAAUGAUGAGACUUUUGAUGAAGCCCUGAAGCCCAUUCUUGUUGAUAUGCUCUCCAUCAUGCUCAAUGAUCCUAAUACGGAAAACCGGCGUCUAGCUUUAGGAACGUUCAACUCAGCUUUUCAACACAAAUCUGACAUGAUAUCUCCACAUCUAAGCAUACUCCUACCUUUGGUAAUGAAAGACUCGCAUAUUGAUCCUGAUCUCAUCCGGGAAGUGCAAAUGGGUCCGUUCAGACAUAAGGUAGAUGAAGGGCUUGAAUUACGCAAGAGCGCAUACGAGACACUAUUCUCGCUCAUGGAGACCGCGUAUCCACGCAUCAAUCAUGCAGAUCUUUUUGACCGCGUCACUGCCGGUCUAGAAGACGAGCACGAAAUAAAGAUGCUCUGCAACUUGAUGUUGACAAAAUUGAUCGACUUGGAUUCUGACGAGACGGCCCGACGACUUGAUCCCAUCGCCGAGAAACUCCGGGUGAUAAUGAGCUUCAAACCCAAGGAGAACUCCGUAAAGCAAGAAGUUGAAAAAGCAGCUGAAGCGAGCAAGGCUGCCCUGAAAGUCACCGUGAGACUGCAUAAUUCGUUUCCAACAGCGUCCAGUGGCAGCAGUGGUGUUCAGUCACAGAACUGGAAGGGUUACUGGGAAUGGCUUAGUAAAGAGCACAAGGCUUUGCUGAUGAAUAUGGAGAACGAAGUCAAGACUCAGGCGGCGUGA